ACAGAUACCAAACCAAGUCCUGCCUCCUUAGUCAAAGGUCUCAAAGAUGACUCUUACAAGCCCUUUCCCGAACAUCACAGAAUAUAACUAUGUGUAUGAUGAAGGUACCUCUCCUUGCAGUGAAGGCAAUGGUUUCAGAAGGUUUAAUUCACUGUUUCUUCCAAUAGUUUACUGCCUGGUGUUUGUCUUCUGCCUAGUGGGAAAUGCCUUGGUCAUAUGUGUACUUUUGACCAGGAAGAAAGUCACCACCAUGACAGACGUGUGCUUGCUCAACCUUGCAAUCUCUGACCUGCUCUUUGUUGUCCCCCUCCCAUUUCAAGCUCACUAUGCUUCAGAAGAAUGGAUUUUCGGAAAUGCAGUGUGUAAAAUGAUGGCUGGCAUUUAUUACAUAGGCUUUUACAGUAGCAUUUUCUUUAUAACCCUCAUGAGCAUAGACAGGUACAUAGCAAUCGUUCAUGCUGUCUAUGCUAUGAGAGUUCGGACAGCCACUUGUGGCAUAAUUAUAAGCUUACUCCUGUGGAUGACGGCUGGUCUGGCUGCCAUACCAAAUAUGGCGUUUAACCAAGAAGAGGAAAUUGAACAGUCUCUCGAGUGUGUCCCCAAAUAUCCUCCAGGCCAAGAGACCUGGCGAUAUUUCACUCAGUUUGAAGUCAACAUCUUGGGCCUUUUGAUCCCGCUCAGCAUCCUCAUUUACUGCUACUCCCACAUCCUGAAAAAUCUGCAGAGCUGCAAAAACCGGAACAAGAUCAAAGCCAUCAAGCUGAUUUUCAUCAUCGUGGUCAUCUUUUUCCUUUUCUGGGCUCCCUUCAACAUUGUGCUUUUUCUAGACUCUCUGCAGAACUUGCAAAUCAUCAACGACUGCGAGACGAGCCAAAGGCUUGCGCUGGCCCUGCAGCUGACCGAAUCAAUCUCCUUCAUCCACUGCUGCCUGAACCCAGUGAUCUAUGCUUUUGCUGGCGAGAUGUUUAAAGCUCACCUUAAAAAAAUAUUCCAAACCUGCAUCCGUCGCAUUUCUAGUAGCAAUUCAGCCAAUCAUUCUCACUCCUUGCCCACUCAAGUAUUAGGCUAUUCUGAUAGUGACAGAGUUCUGUAA
Molecule: messenger RNA, 1093 nt
Organism: Emys orbicularis (European pond turtle)
Lineage: Eukaryota; Metazoa; Chordata; Testudines; Emydidae
Product: C-C chemokine receptor type 8-like
Exons: 2
Coding region: 47-1093 (348 amino acids)
Biological process (GO): positive regulation of cytosolic calcium ion concentration; G protein-coupled receptor signaling pathway; calcium-mediated signaling
Cellular component (GO): membrane; external side of plasma membrane
Molecular function (GO): C-C chemokine binding; C-C chemokine receptor activity
Source: RefSeq, a predicted model, not a curated record